Molecule: messenger RNA, 12909 nt
Organism: Alligator mississippiensis (American alligator)
Lineage: Eukaryota; Metazoa; Chordata; Crocodylia; Alligatoridae
Gene: SPEG
Product: striated muscle enriched protein kinase
Exons: 42
Coding region: 1071-11930 (3619 amino acids)
Biological process (GO): protein phosphorylation
Molecular function (GO): ATP binding; protein binding; protein kinase activity
Source: RefSeq, a predicted model, not a curated record
GAAGACACCCGCCCCCCAGCCUAGAACGAGUCAUCCUGGCCCCCUGCCCCCCCAGCCCUGCCGGUGCCCCCCGCUCCCGGCCUGCAGCCCCUGGCCCUGACUCCCCCUUUCCUCGGCAGGGGCCUCUGGUUCCCCCCACCCUGUACCCCGUCUCCCCCUGCCCUGUGCUGAGCCCGGUCUGUCUGGCUCUCCCUGGGGCUGCUUGGGCAUGGACGUGGCAGGGCAGAGGAGUGGGGCGUGCACGGGCCAGCACAUGGAAUUGCACACACAUGCACCGGCCCCUUUCACGUGGGGGACGGUGCCCUGUUUCCAGGCUGUUCUGGGCCCGCACGUGUGCCUGGGGCUGUGCCCAGCUGGAGCUGGUCUGUGGGGUCGUGACCCUCCUGGGGCCCGAACCUGGCACCCCCGGGGGCCUGGGCACGGCAGCAGGUGCCGGACACCUUCCAGCCGCCCUGGCUCUGGACCAAGCGGCCAGACCGGCCCUGUGGGGUGAGGGGCCGUUUUGUACCCCCCAGCCUGGCCCGGCACUGCACCCCCCCACAUGCCAGCAGGGUCCUGCUGCCUGGGGCUGGGGCGGGGGCUGGGCCGCGGCAGGUCCCCCCGGCCCUGUGCUCGCGGCGCGGGCGCUCGACUCCGUGCGGGGGAGUCCGUCCAAGGAAUGUGACACAUCAGACGGCAGCUGCCACUUCGGGAGAGGGGGCAGAGACAGCUCCGCUCCCCCGGCUCCGCCACAGGCAGCCGGAGCUGGCGCCGGAGCGGGGACGCUGGGCUUGCUGCGAGCCCCCGGAGCCAGCAGGGACGUAGGGGGCUGCGCCCCGGGCCAGUGGGGAGCGGGGCCCAGCACGUGGCUCCAACAACCCCCUGUGCUGCAGCCUCCAUCGCUCUCUGCAGCCGCAACCUGAGCUCCUGGCUAUAAAUAGCCCCGUGCCGUGGCGCAGCGGUGACCUUCGGGGGUCCGGCAGCCCGGGGGGCAGGCUCCGGACCAAGCGGCACCGGCACCGGGCCCUGCCCGCUGGCACACGCCCAGAGCACAGCCCGGGGGCUCCCGGGGCCCACGGGCGCUAAGAGCCAUGCACCGAGCCCAGGCCGUCGGCAACCUGAGCAAGGCUGGGGAUGAGCCGGGGCAGGCCAGGGCCGCACCGCCGAGCCCCGGCAUCCCCCCGAAGCGGGCCAAGGUCACAGCAGAGCCGGGCGGCUCCUUGGCCCCCGUCUUCGUGCGGAAGCUGAAGAACGCGGCCAUCGGCACGGGCUGCGACAUCCGGCUGCGCGUGGCGGCGGCUGGCAGCCCGCAGCCCCGGCUGCGCUGGUACAAGAACGACGAGCUGCUGCCGGGCGCCGCGGGCGAUGACACCCUCUGGAUCCGCGACUGCCGGGCGCAGGAUGCCGGUGUCUACACCUGCGUGGCCCGCAACGCCCGCGGCGAGGCCAUGACCAGCGCCGUGCUGGCUGUCAUCGACGUGGACGACUCGGAGACCGGCGAGGACGAGGCCAGCGACCCGCAGGUGACGGCACGCGGCGAGCUGCAGGAUGACGCCACAUUCAGCACCCCCACGGGGGAGUCGGACACGCUGGUGGACGCCUCGGUGAGCACGACACCCACGUCCGCACCGGGGCUGGUGCCGGCGGACGAGCGCUCCAGUGGCUCGGGCAGCCAGCAGACGGUGGUCGAGAGGGAGACGGAUGCCGGCCCCCCGGCCCGAGGGCCCUACCUGCGCCCUGGCACCCACGCCCCGGCGCCGCCACCGCUGCCCAGGCAAGCACACGCGCCGGCCCCCUGGGGCACCGGCAUCCGGCACCUGGGCGUGGAGCCGCUGGUGCGGGCCUCGCGGGCCGACGUGGCGGGCGCGGGCUGGGGGUCGGAGGACAGCCUCUCGGUGGGCAGCGACCCCUACGGCAGCGCCUUCAGCCUCUACCGCGGGCGGGCGCUCUCCCUGCACGUCAGCCUCCCCCAGGGCGGGUACCGGCGGGACGACACGGACGCCAGCUCCUCCGACCGCUCCCCACAGCCGGGCACCGAGCCCCUGCCCGUCCCGCCGCUCAGUGCCAAGCCGCCCGUGCUGCGCUCUGCCUCGCCGCGGCCCGGCUCCACGCCCCUGACGCCCCGCAAGAAGGCAGCGAUGCCGGCCGAGUACCGGGACACGGUGCCCGAGGAGCUGGAGGAGAAGCUGCACAAGCCCAAGUCAUCGGGGCCGUCGGUGAGCAGCACGCAGGGCUCGCGGCCGCCCACGCCCCUCAGCGAGGCCUCGGGCCGCGUCUCGGUGCUGCGCGGCUCGCCCAAGCUGGUGCGCUCGGGCUCCAGGAUCUUCGAGAAGCUGCGCUGCUUCGAGGAGCGGCGCCGGAGCCUGGACCAGAGCGACAGCCCCUUCCCGGUGCACGCCUGGCUGCCCCUGCGCAAGACCCGCUCCGUGGACCUGGCCGCCCGCCCUGGGGCUGGCGCAGGCAACAUGGCCUCCGCCUCGCCCAGCGGCUCGCGGGAAGACCUGCGGGAGGGCACGCGCUCCGAGCUGGGCGGCGUGGCCUGCCGGCGCCUGGCCUUCCGCCACAAGGCUGCCUCCCUGGACGAGCGGCGCCGUGCCGCCGAGCUGGAGCUCAAGUUCUCCGAGGAGCUGAGCCGCAUCAAGUGCAGCGUCUCCAAGCAGCAGCUGCGGCGCUCCCAGGAGCUGGCCAAGACCCGCGAGCCCAUGGCUGCCCCCGAGCCCGCGGCCCCCCGCAUGGUCCAGAAGGUCCAGCCCGUGCAUACCGCCCCGGCUGCACACGUGCCAUCACCACAGGUGCCCGCCGAGAACACACGUGUCAUCCAGCAGCUGGCCCUGUCCAGCAUGGGGAUGGUGGGGCCCCGCGACGAGCCGGAGCCGGGUGCCACGAAGGCCGGGCGCAAGCCACUGGUGCGGAGCUGUGCCACGGCCGGGCCGCUGGAGGGGGACAGUGCCCGCCGGCCUGGGCAGCAGCAGGAGGGCACCGGCGAGCUGCGGAGGAGGCUGGAGCAGUGCCCGCUGGCGCAGGCCACCCCGCUGGGCCGCAGGGACCUCGCGGGCACUGGGCCCCUGGAGGCCGCCACGUGCCCGGGCGUGGCGAGAGCCGGCCAUGAUGCCCGGGCCCCCGGGGUGGCAAGCGAGGCCCCAGCCACCGUCCGCCCACCCGGCCAGCCCCACCGCAAGCGAGACGCAGCCCCCGAGACGCGGUUCCUGCCCUGGGCACGGCCUGGCCUGGAGUACGAGGGCAGCCUGGAGCGGCGGGCGCCAGGGCCGCACGGGGCGCGGGAGCCCGAGAGGAGGCCGCUGAGGGUGGGCGAGAGGAAGGAUGGUGGCACACCGGCCUCCGAAGGAAGAAGUGCCCGGAGCAAGGGCAAGGGGCGCCGGGUCCGGCCCACCUCCCCGGAGCAUGAGUCCUCGGACGACUCCUACGUCUCGGCGGACGAGGACCCGCUGGAGGCGCCCGUCUUCGAGAUCCCCAUCCAGGACACGGCCGUGACUGUGGGGGGCGAGGUGCUGCUCAAGUGCAUCGUCACUGCCAACCCCUGCCCCGAAGUGUCGUGGCGUAAGGACGGGGUGCCCCUGCGCAGCUCAGUGGCGCGGCCCAUCCGGGCGGAGGGCGAGCGCCACACGCUGCUGGUGCGCGGGGCCCGGGCGGUCGACGCCGGGCUCUACACCGUGGCGGCCGCCAACGAGGUGGGCGAAUCCUGCUGCAGCGCCAUCCUCACCGUGCGGCCCGGACGUGCACCGGCUCGGGCUCCGCUUCCUUCCCUGCGGCCCCGAUCCAGCUGCAGGGACUGGUGUGGGGGGUCCCUGCUGCUGGGACCUGGCCUGGGAAGUGGGGGAGGUCCCUGGCGGGGUGCAGGAGUCACCAGUGGUGCCCCUGAGCUUGGCUGUCUUCUGGGUAGCAGCUGGGGGGCUGCUCUGGGACCCCCCAAGCCUCCCCACGUAGGGCUGGCAGUGGUGGGACCCAGGGCCUGGGUGGGGAGGGGCCGGGCCAGGCCAGGGGGGCUGCAGGGGUGCACCGCAGCUGGGAUGCAGUCGCCUGAGCCGCCUGCGCUGCCCAUGCCCUGGCACGGUGCCCCCGCGCCCCCCCGGCCCAUGGCCAGCCCGGUGGCCUCGGACGAGGAGUACCUGAGCCCCCCGGAGGAUCUGCCUGAGCCUCCCGCCCCCCGGGCCCGUGCCCCGGACCCCGGCAUCAAGGCGGCGCCAGCCUUCGAGGCGACGCUGUCGGACCAGGCGGUGCUGGAGGGGCAGGACGUCAGCAUGAGUGUGCGGGUCCGUGGGGAGCCCAAGCCCAUCAUCUACUGGCUGAGGAACCGGCAGCCGGUGAAGUAUGGGCGCCGGCACCGUGCGGUGGAGGAGGAGGAUGGCGGCGCCUUCACGCUGCGCAUCGCGGCGGCUGAGAUCACCGAUUCUGGCUACUACGUCUGCAAGGCCAUCAAUGAGUACGGCACGCGGCAGUGCGAGGCCAAGCUGGAGGUCAGAGCGCACCCCGCCGGGUCGGCGCUGGCCGUCGUGGCACCGCUGCAGGACAUGGUGGCCGGGGCGGGGGAGCGGGCGCUGUUCGAGUGCCUGGUGGCUGGCCCGCCCGACGUGGACAUGGACUGGCUGUGGCGGGGGCGCCUGCUGCAGCCUGCCCUGCUCCAGUGCAAGAUGCACUUUGACGGGCGCAAAUGCAAGCUGCUGCUCAGCUCUGUGCACGAGGAUGACAGCGGUGUCUACACCUGCAAGCUCAGCACCGCCAAAGAGGAGCUGACGUGCAGCGCCCGGCUGACGGUGCAGCCCUCGGUGGAACCGCUCUUCACCCGCCCGCUGGAGGACCUGGCCGUGGUGGAGGGGCGCGCGGCCCGCUUCGACUGCAAGAUCAGUGGCAACCCGCCACCUGCUGUCACCUGGACCCAUUUCGGGCUGCCGGUGCAGGAGAGCGAGAAUGUGCGGGUGCUGCGGGACCGGGGGCUGCACUCGCUGCUCAUUGCACACGUGGGUGCCGAGGAUGAGGGGCGCUACGCCGCCAGCGCUCACAAUGCCCACGGCCAGGCUGAGAGCGCCGCCCAGCUCUACGUGGAGGAGCCACGUCCUGCUGCCACCGCCCACGCCUCCAAGCUGGAGAAGAUGCCGUCCAUCCCUGAGGAGCCGGAGCAGGUGGAGACAGAGGCCGAGCGCUUCACCAUGCCCGACUUCCUGCGGCCGCUGCAGGACCUGGACGUGGUGGAGGGCAAGGAGGCGGUGCUGGAGUGCCAGGUGGCCGGGCUGCCCUACCCCACCAUCGCCUGGUUCCACAACGGCGCCCGGCUCCGCAGCGCCGACGACCGCCGCAUGACGCAGUUCAAGGACGUCCACCGUCUGGUGUUCGUGGCCAUCACCCAUGCCCACGCUGGCGUCUACAAGAGUGUCAUUGCCAACAAGGUCGGCAAGGCCACGUGCUACGCUCACCUCUACGUCACAGACGUGGUGCCGACACCUCCCGAUGGCCCUCCCACCGUGGCUGCGGUGACCGGCAAGGCCAUCACACUCACCUGGAACAAGCCCCGCUGGCUGGAUUCGGCCAUCGACCCGGCCACCGUGACCUACACCAUCCAGCAGCAGGUGGUGGGCACCAGCCACUGGACAGUCUUCGCCACGGGUGUGCGGGACACGGCCUACACGGUGCACGCGCUCACCAAGGGGGCUCUCUACCUCUUCCGCGUCAUCACCGCCACCCCCAAGGCCAGCAGCAAGCCAUCGCCGCCCGCCGGACCUGUGCAGCUCCUGGACCGCGGCCCCUACUUGGAGGAGACGCCGGUGAUCCUGGACAAGCCGGACAUGGUGUUCCUGGUGGAGGGGCAGCCAGCCACCAUCACCGUCACCCUUAACCACGUGGAGGCCACGGUCAUCUGGAGGAGGGGCGAGGUGGUGCUGGGCGAGCAGGACGGGGCGUACGAGCUGAGCAUGCCGGACGACGACCAGCACAGCCUGCGCAUCUUCCGGGCGGGCCGGGCCGAUGCCGGGGAGCUGGCCUGCGAGGUGCGCAACCCGCACGGCGCCGACACCUGCUCCAUCGCCCUUGAGCUGGCAGAGGCUCCGCGCUUCGAGUCCAUCAUGGAGGACAUCGACGUGGGCAUAGGUGAGACGCCGCGCUUCGCCGUGGUCGUGGAGGGGAAGCCGCUGCCCGACAUCAUGUGGUUCAAGGACGAGGUGCGGCUGGAGGAGAGCGCCCACGUGAGCUUCGUGUACGACGACAGCGAGUGCUCCCUGGUGCUGCUGGGUGCCACCCCUGAGGACGCCGGCGUCUACACCUGCACAGCCCGCAACCCCGCCGGCCUCAUCUCCUGCAAGGCCGAGCUGGUCGUGCGCCCAGCCCAGCCCAAGGCCGAGGUGGCGGCAAGCGAGGACAAGGCGCGGCGGCUGACCGACUACUACGAUGUGCAUGAGGAGAUCGGGAGAGGGGCCUUCUCCUACCUGCGGCGGGUGACGGAGAAGAGCAGCAUGCUGGAGUAUGCUGCCAAGUUCAUCCCCGGGCGGGCCAAAGCCAAGGCGUCGGCGCGCCGGGAGCUGCACAUCCUCUCACGCCUGGACCACGAGCGCGUCGUCUACUUCCACGACGCCUUCGAGAAGAAGAACGCCCUCAUCAUCGUCAUGGAGCUCUGCGCGGAGGAGGAGCUGCUAGACAGGAUGGCCAGGAAGAUCGCCGUGUCCGAGUCCGAGGUUCGCUCCUACAUGCGGCAGGUGCUGGAAGGGCUCCGCUACCUGCACCAGUGCGGCAUCCUGCACCUCGACAUCAAGCCCGACAACCUGCUGAUGGCCGACCCCAGCAGCGAGCAGGUGCGGAUCUGUGACUUCGGGAACGCGCAGGAGCUGACCGCGGGCGAGCCGCAGUACUGCGCCUACGGCACGCCCGAGUUUGUGGGGCCUGAGAUCGUCAGCCAGAGCCCCGUCUCCCCCGUCACCGAUGUCUGGCCCGUCGGGGUCAUCACCUACCUGUGCCUGACCGGGAUCUCGCCCUUCGUGGGCGAGAACGACCGCACGACGCUGAUGAACAUCCGCAACUACAACGUGGCCUUCGAGGAGCGCGGGUUUCGUGGGCUGACGCGCGAGGCCAAGGGCUUCGUCAUCAAGGUGCUCGUCAGCGACCGCCUGAGACCCGACGCGGAGCAGACGCUGGAGCACCCCUGGUUCAAGACGCUGGCCAAAGGGAAGACCAUCCCCACUGACCACCUGCGGCUCUUCAUCUCCCGCCGGCGCUGGCAGCGCUCCCAGAUCAGCUACAAGUGCCACAUGGUGCUGCGGCCCAUCUCGGAGCUGCUGGCCGACGCCUGCGACCGCCUCUCGGUCGCCGUGCCCCGGCACUCGGCGGAGCCGGCGGCCCUGUCAUCCUCCUCCGACUCGGACGACCCAGAGGAGCUGCCCUGCCUACCCGCGCCCCACCCCACCGCCGCCGAGGCCGCCGGCUCCCGCGUGUCGCUGGACGAGAUCCCCACGGACGACGAGGCAGCGCCCAUGGACUGGCAGGGCGCGGGGGUCGAGGAGGCCGGGAAGCGGCCACGGGGCGCCAGAGCCCGGAAGCGCUCCACGGAGCCGGAGGAGCCUGGGUCCUCGGACGAGGAGCCGCCCGCAUCCCAGCGGCGCCCCGAGCCCCCACGCCCCGCGCCCCACAAGGGCUCCAGCCCAGAGCUGCCAGGGCUAGCGCACCCGUCCUCCCGCCGUGGCGAGCUCAAGCGUGGCAGCUCCGCCGACAGUGCCCUGCUGCUGCGCCUGCCCCCGGGCACCGGCCCCGAGCCACCCGCUGGCCCCGCUGAGCCCCUGAAGAAGGCGGCCUCCAUGGAGCUGCCCCGGCGCAGCCCCAGCCCGGGCGGCCCAGCGCGGCGCCGGCCCGAGGAGGAGCCCACGCAGCGCCUGGAGCUGAUGCGGCAGCGCCUGCUGCGGGGCAGCUCGGGCGACGGGCGGCUCAGCGGCCUGCGCGGGCCCCUCCUGGAGACGCUGGGCGAGAGGAAAUGGCUGCGCCCACCGCGGCCGGAUGCGGCUGCAACGGGGCCGCGGCUGGAGCGCGCGGCCUCGAGCGAGGCGGCUCCGCUGCGCCCGCCGCCCGAGCACCGGCUGCAGAAGAGCAGCUCCUUCAGCCACGGCGACGCCGAGCCCGUGACCCUGCGGCGCCGCUGCGGCGCCCCGCUCGAGAUCCCGCUGGCCCAGCUCGAGGCCCAGCAGCUCCAGGAGUCGCCGUCGCUCUCGGCCCUCAACGAGUCCCGGCCCCAAACCCCGCGGGACAGCCCUGUGCCCGCCCCCGAGCUGGGGGCACCCCAGGACAAGGCCACCCCUGGGAAGGUGCCCGGCGCAGAUGCUAAAGCCAAGCCGGGGCCCAGGCCCGGCUCAGCCAAGCCCGAGGUGGAGCAGCUGAUAGCAAAGCUGCAGCCGAGGCCGGAGGUCACCCGAGCCCCCAUCGAGGCCGCUGCCAAGCCCAGAACAGCGAUGCUGGAGCCUGCCCCGGGCGCCCGAGCCCCCAAGCCCUCGGCAUACGCUGAGGUGAUGCAGUCCAUCCUGGUCCCCGUGGAGCCCGGCCAGGCCCGACAGGUGCCCGCACCCCCAGCAGCCACCCCGGAGCCGCCCCCGGCGCCCGUCCCAGCCGAGCCCCUGCUCCCAGUGGCACCCGCGGUGCAGGCGGCGCCGGCCCGGCUCUCGGGCAGCGCCCCGCACAUCGAGGACCUGGCGUCUGAGGAGAUCUUCGAGGCCAAGUUCAAGCGCGGCCGGGGCGGCUCGCUCAGCCGCGGGCUGAAGCUCUUGAGCCGCUCGCGCUCUGAGGACCGGCACGUGGGCGGCCCGCCGGCCCGGCAGGAGGACGUGUACCGGCCCCGGCCCGCCGGGGCCCCGCUGGAGCUGUCCCCGCUGCCCCGGGGCCCGGCCGAGCGCUCCCAGUCGGUGCAGGACCUGCGGGCAGCGGAGCCGGAGCCCGGCUUCUUGCGCCGCAUGUCGCUGCUGCUCCGCCGCACGCCCCCCGCCGAGCGCAAGGCGCCCCCCGAGCCGGCGCGGGGUGGCGAGACCCCCAGCCGGGGCCGGCGGCUGUCCUGGGGCCUGGAGAAGCCGGAGGCGGAGAGCGGAGGCGAGUCGCCCGUGGUGGCCGUGCGGCGGCAGAUCAGCUCGGCCGUGGAGCGCGUGUCCCUGCGGCUGUGGGGCCAGGCCGAGGACCGGCGGGAGGCGGAGGGGGCCGAGGCGCCCGAGAAGCGCACGCCCUUGCUGUCCCGGUUGCGCCGCGCCAACUCGGAGGGGCAGAGCCUGCGCCAGGUGGGCGUCCCCCAGGACCAGCUGGGGGUCCAGGCUGCCGCCGCGCCCCCCUCGUCCGAGUCCCUCGGCUCCGAGGCCAGCGCCCGCUCUGACAUCUCCGCUAAAGCCUCCGGGCGCUCGCGCUGGGACCGCUGGGGCCUGUCGCGGCCCAAGAAGGACAAGGUGGCCUCGCAGCCCAACCUGCCGGCCAGCGUCCUGCGCGAGGACGGUGCCGCGCCGGGCCGCCCCUACGUGCCCAGCGAGUCAGACUUCCCCCCCGUGUUUCACAUCAAGCUGAAGGACCAGGUGCUGCUGGAGGGCGACCCGGUGACUCUCUGCUGCCUACCAGCCGCCAGCCCCACUCCCCGCAUCAUCUGGAUGAAAGACAAGCGGCCGCUGGAGCCGACGGAUGGGGCGACCGUGGUGUCGUGCAAGGACGGGCGCCAGCUGCUGACCAUCGCCAAGGCUGGCCGGCGGGACGCGGGGCUGUACGAGUGCGUCGCCGCCAACGCCCUGGGCUCUGCUGCCAGCUCCUGCACCCUGGCGGUGGCACGGCUCCCCGGGAAGCCAGGCACCCCCGAGAUCCCGCAGAAGUACAAGAACACGGUGCUGGUGCUGUGGAAGCCCUCGGACAGCCAGGCCCCCUGCACCUACACGCUGGAGCGCAAGGCCAACGGGGAGCACGAGUGGAAGAUCAUCAGCUCGGGCAUCGCCGACUGCUACUUCAACGUGACGGAGCUGCCGCCUGGCACCACCAUGCGCUUCCGCGUCGCCUGCGUCAACAAGGCCGGGCAGGGCCCCUACAGCAGCCCCUCCGAGAAGGUCGUGGUGGAGGGCGCAGAGCCCCCCGGUGCCAGGAAGCCGGUGGCUGCCACCCCUGAGAGAGAGGCUGCCUCCAGGUCCACCCAGACGCCUCGGGACCAGAGCGCUGAGGCUGCACCAGCUACCCCACCCCACGCACACCAGGCGGUCGGGCCCGGCGCUGCCGAGGACAAGGCGGUGCCUGAGCCUCCCCCGGGCAGUCCCGCUCCGGCCAUCGCGGUGUCGGCCCCGCCGGAGCCAGCGCUGACGCCAGCCAGGACUGCGCCCCCUGUCCCGGCUGCAGCCGCCCCCGAUGGACCGGUCUCGCCAGCGCCCACGGCUGUCCCACAUGCCCAGGUCUCACCAGCACCCACGGUUGCACCAGCCCAGGUCUCACCAGCGCCCACGGUUGCACCAGCCCUGGUCUCACCAGCACCCACGGCUGUGACAGCCCAGGUCUCACCAGCGCCCACGGUUGCACCAGCCCUGGUCUCACCAGCACCCAUGGCUGUGACAGCCCAGGUCUCACCAGCGCCCACGAUUGCACCAGCCCAGGUCUCACCAGCGCCCAUGGUUGCGACAGUCCAGGUCUCACCAGCGCCCACGGCUGUCUCAGAUGCCCGGGUCUUGCCGGCACGUGCGGCCACGCCAGCCCGGGUCUCGCCUGCCCCUGCAGCCACCCCAGAUGCCGGGGUCUCCUCAGCCCCCGCGACUGCCCUAGGUGCCAGGGUCUCACCCACUCCACCGGCCCAGCCGGCCUCCAAGUUCUCCCCCAUCGCACCGGCGGCCCCCUCUGCCAAAGCAGCACCAGUGCGGAAGGUGGCCCCGUCAGCGGCCCCCAAGUUCAUGGUCACCUCCUUCGUCUCCCUGCCGCCCGUACCGCCGCCCACCGAGGAUGUGCCCGCGGCCCCUGCGCCCAGCCGCGUCAGCCCUGUGGGGCGAGAGGCCACCGCAGCCAAGGACAGCUCGGGGCUGCACCAGGGGGUGCCGCAGAAGCCCUACACCUUCCUGGAUGAGAAGGCCAGGGGCCGGUUCGGGGUGAUCCGGGAGUGCAAGGAGAACGCGACGGGGAAGCGGUUUGUGGCCAAGAUCGUGCCGUACGAGGCGGAGCGGAAGCAGAGCGUGCUGCAGGAGUACGAGGUGCUCAAGGCGCUGCGACACCAGCGCAUCAUGGCCCUGCACGAGGCCUACAUCACACCCCGCUACCUCGUGCUCAUCUGCGAGACCUGUGCCGGCAAGGAGCUGCUCUACAGCCUCGUCGACAGGUUCCGAUACUCGGAGGACGACGUGGCGAGCUACCUGCUGCAGGUGCUGCAGGGCCUCGAGUACCUGCACGGGCGCCGUAUCGUGCACCUGGACAUCAAGCCCGACAACAUCCUCGUCUCCUGCAUCAACACCAUCAAGAUCGUCGACUUUGGCAGCGCCCAGACCUACAACCCGCUGGUGCUGCGGCAGCUGGGACGGCGUGUGGGCACGCUGGAGUACAUGUCCCCGGAGAUGGUGAAGGGCGACCCGGUGGGCUCAGCGGCUGACGUCUGGGGGGUCGGUGUCCUCGCCUACAUCAUGCUCAGCGGCCGGUCGCCCUUCUUUGAGCUGGACCCCAUCGAGACGGAGAACCGGAUCCUGGCCGGGCGCUACGAUGCCUUCAAGCUGUACCCCAACGUCUCGCAGAGCGCUGCCCUCUUCAUCCGCAAGAUCCUCUCCAUCUACCCCUGGAGCCGGCCCACGGUCAAGGACUGCUUCGCCAACCCGUGGCUGCAGGACGCCUACCUGAUGAAGCUGCGGCGCCAGACGCUCACCUUCACCACGCAGCGCCUCAAGGAGUUCCUGGUGGAGCACCAGCGGCGCCGGGCCGAGGCCGUCACCAAGCACAAGGUCUUACUGCGCUCUUACCCCGGCGGCCAGCCGCCUGCCGCGCCCUAGCCCCGCGCCCGCCGUGCCCGGGAACAUUCCAGGGGCCGCCCCCUCCCGCGGCCGCGGCCCCCGGGCCUCACGGACGCCUGCCCCAUCUCCGGGACACUGCGGCUGCCGCGGGGCUCUGGCUUUGCUGCGGCGGGAGAUGCCGCCGGAGCCGGAGGCGAGGACGGGAGCUGCCAGGUGGGCGCCGCGCAUGUCCGAGGGGGAUGAAGCCACCAGCAUUUUCUUCUCCAGCCGUUGCCUUGGGCGUGAGGGUGCAGGGCUCAGAGCAGCUCAGCGCCUGCCCCGGCCCCAGCCCCAGCCCCUGCCCCUGCCCCUGUCCCCCUUGCUCCUCUCCCGGCUUGCAUGUGAGCUGGGCCGGGUCCAGGCCCCAUGGCCCCGCUCCCCCCACCCUUGCCCCUUGCUUUCCUGCACAAGCUGUGCCAGGGGGUCGUUUGCAUAUCUGCUGAAUAUGCAUGUUUUUAUUUGCAUAUCUCUGCUAGCUGCCCUGCCCCCCCUCCCCCAUGCCUCCCACCGUCCCCCUGGCUGCUACCCUGGGCAUGGGGGCCUGCCCUUCCUCCCCCACCCCCUCUGCCAGGAGAGCAUCCCUGAGCAGCAAUAAAGGCCCCAGCCGUGGCCCCAGGAGGUGUUUGCCAGGCCCGGUGCCCCCAGCAUGUCCCUGAGCCCAUCCCCACGGGCAGGCUGGGGCCGGGGCUCAGCCCUGGAGGGGCCUGAAACGGUGGAGAAAGGGGAGCAGAGCCGAAGGGAAGGGGAAGUCGGGACAGAAGCGUUAGAGAACGUGGGGGUCGGGGACGUGCUCGACCCCAGGACGAGGGGACGAGGGAGCGGGAGCUGCGUCGGCGUGGAGGGAAGCUGCGGGCAUGGGGCAGCAUGGGCCGGGGGAGCCCGGCGCCCAGGGGUUUGGUUUGUUCUGUGGAAGCGAGAUGGGCCGGGGGCCGGGGCCGGGGCCGGGGCCGGAUGGGCGCAAUAAACAGAUGUGUCUGUU